Messenger RNA from Enhydra lutris kenyoni (northern sea otter), 5158 nucleotides. RefSeq names its product Rho related BTB domain containing 2. Gene Ontology annotation, cellular component: cytoplasm. Gene Ontology annotation, biological process: regulation of proteolysis; proteasome-mediated ubiquitin-dependent protein catabolic process; small GTPase-mediated signal transduction. The record is from RefSeq and is a predicted model, not a curated record. Gene Ontology annotation, molecular function: GTP binding; ubiquitin protein ligase binding; GTPase activity. The coding region runs from base 437 to 2620 and encodes 727 amino acids. The transcript has 10 exons. Lineage: Eukaryota; Metazoa; Chordata; Mammalia; Carnivora; Mustelidae.
AGCCCCCGCAGCCAGAGGACCCGAGGCGGCGGCGCGGCCCAGCCGCGCGAGGUCGGCGGCCGCGCGCAGCCCACUCCAGCGUGCCUCCAUGACAUUGGGCGCCCGGGGCGCGGGGAGAUGCUAAUCCGGAAGAGGCAAUGGCUGCAGUGCCGCGCGCGCGGCCGCUCCCGGCCAGCCGCCCGGCCUGGGCUGCUCUGUCAGAGUCUCUGAUCUAGCGCGACCCGGGCCCGGAGCCUGUAGCAGCGGCGGCGGCAGCAGCGGCAGCGGCGGCAGCGGCGGCGGCGGCGGCGGCGGCGGCGGCGGCGACGCCGGCAUCGACCUAACUUGCACGCGCGGAGUGACCCCAGACAUUUCACUAAAAUGAGCGUGCUUAGCAGGAAGAGAUGUGUUCCUUACACUAGAAAUUACCCCGUCACAUGUAGUGGUGUCCCAAUUAAUGGAUUCUGACAUGGAUUAUGAAAGGCCAAACGUAGAGACCAUCAAGUGCGUUGUGGUGGGAGACAACGCGGUGGGCAAGACCAGGCUCAUCUGUGCCCGGGCCUGCAAUGCUACCCUCACCCAGUACCAGCUGCUCGCCACCCAUGUGCCCACGGUUUGGGCCAUCGACCAGUAUCGGGUGUGCCAGGAGGUGCUGGAACGUUCCAGAGAUGUGGUAGAUGAUGUCAGCGUCUCCCUCCGCCUCUGGGACACCUUUGGAGACCACCACAAAGACCGUCGCUUUGCUUAUGGGAGAUCCGAUGUGGUGGUUCUGUGCUUCUCCAUUGCCAACCCCAAUUCCCUCCACCAUGUCAAGACCAUGUGGUACCCAGAAAUCAAGCACUUCUGCCCCCGAGCACCUGUCAUCUUGGUUGGGUGCCAGCUGGACCUGCGCUAUGCGGACCUGGAGGCUGUCAAUAGGGCCAGGCGACCCUUGGCUAGGCCCAUCAAGCCCAAUGAGAUCCUUCCCCCAGAGAAGGGUCGGGAGGUGGCCAAGGAGCUGGGCAUCCCCUACUAUGAGACCAGCGUGGUGGCCCAGUUUGGCAUCAAGGACGUCUUUGACAAUGCCAUCCGCGCCGCGCUCAUCUCCCGCCGCCACCUGCAGUUCUGGAAAUCCCACCUCCGCAACGUGCAGCGGCCUCUGCUGCAGGCGCCCUUCUUGCCUCCCAAGCCGCCUCCCCCCAUCAUCGUGGUGCCCGACCCCCCCUCCAGCAGCGAGGAGUGCCCCGCCCACCUCCUGGAGGACCCGCUGUGCGCGGAUGUCAUACUGGUGCUGCAGGAGCGGGUGCGCAUCUUUGCCCACAAGAUCUACCUCUCCACCUCCUCCUCCAAGUUCUACGACCUGUUCCUCAUGGACCUGAGUGAGGGGGAGCUGGGGGACCCCUCGGGGCCCGGGGGCCCCCACCCAGAGGACCACCGGGGUCACCCUGAUCACCACCACCACCAUCACCACCACCACCAUGGCCGGGACUUCCUGCUGCGAGCGGCCAGCUUUGACGUAUGCGAGAGCGUGGAGGAGGGCGGGGGCUCGGGGCCCGCUGGGCUCCGUGCCUCCACCAGCGAUGGGAUCUUACGUGGCAAUGGAACAGGUUAUCUGCCUGGGAGGGGCCGGGUACUAUCUUCCUGGAGCCGAGCUUUUGUGAGCAUCCAGGAGGAAAUGGCAGAAGAUCCUCUGACCUACAAGUCCCGGCUGAUGGUGGUGGUAAAGAUGGACAACUCCAUCCAGCCAGGGCCCUUCCGGGCUGUUCUGAAGUACCUGUACACCGGGGAGCUGGACGAAAAUGAGCGUGACCUCAUGCACAUCGCCCACAUUGCCGAACUUCUUGAGGUCUUUGAUCUGCGCAUGAUGGUGGCCAACAUUCUCAACAACGAGGCCUUCAUGAACCAAGAGAUCACUAAGGCCUUCCAUGUCCGCCGGACCAACCGGGUGAAGGAGUGCUUGGCAAAAGGCACCUUUUCAGAUGUGACCUUCAUCCUGGACGAUGGCACCAUCAGUGCCCAUAAGCCCCUGUUGAUUUCCAGCUGUGACUGGAUGGCUGCCAUGUUUGGGGGACCAUUCGUGGAGAGUUCCACCAGGGAGGUGGUGUUCCCGUACACGAGCAAGAGCUGCAUGAGGGCCGUGCUGGAGUACCUCUACACGGGCAUGUUCACCUCCAGCCCCGACCUGGACGACAUGAAGCUCAUCAUCCUGGCCAACCGCCUCUGCCUGCCACACCUGGUUGCCCUCACAGAGCAGUACACAGUGACCGGGCUGAUGGAAGCAACGCAGAUGAUGGUGGACAUUGACGGGGACGUCCUCGUGUUCCUAGAACUGGCUCAGUUCCACUGUGCAUACCAGUUGGCCGACUGGUGUCUUCACCACAUCUGCACCAACUACAACAACGUGUGCCGCAAGUUCCCCCGAGACAUGAAGGCCAUGUCCCCAGAAAACCAGGAGUACUUUGAGAAGCACCGGUGGCCGCCUGUCUGGUACCUGAAGGAAGAGGAUCACUACCAGCGGGCACGGAAGGAGCGCGAGAAGGAGGACUAUCUCCACCUGAAACGGCAGCCCAAGCGGCGGUGGCUGUUCUGGAACAGUCCCUCCUCUCCGUCCUCUUCUGCAGCCUCCUCGUCAUCCCCAUCUUCUUCCUCGGCUGUGGUCUGAGACGCUGCCACCCUUUUCUGACCCUGCUGCUCUUCCCCCCACUUGCCUUUGCCCCUCUGCUCUUCCGCACCGCCCCUCCACCUUCCAGGGACAAGGGGACCCACGUAACCAGGACCCCAAGGGCAGAGCUGUUCUCACCAGCUGACGUAGCUCAGCGAGAGAGGAGGGGGGCCUUGUGGAUCAGUGCAGGGACCCCCUGCAGGGGACCCCAGUUCCAGAGCGGGGCGGGAGGCUGACAGCUGCAGGGAGGCGGGGGGGCAGGGAGGGCGCAGAAGGUUCUGGCAUGUGACUCUGGUGUGGAGAACACUGGGGUCCAUGGCAGACUCUCCCAGCCAGGAGGCUGUGUGGCUCGGCUUGGUCUGUGGAGACGGCCCCCUCCCAGGGAGUGGCUAUGCACAGGGAGGGUCCUGUCUCUUGGCCACAUUUUUCCAUCCACGGACCUGAGGGUGGCAGAUGUUUUGUGGGGCGCCUACUCAGAUCCUCGCUGGAGAGGUCAGGGUAGAAAUGAAACUUUCAGACCCAACUCGAGGCUUCCACAUCCUGGGGCGAAGCUGCCGAGGCCAUGGGUGGGAAGGCUUGCGCUCGGCGGGCGGCCCUCCCUCCCCCGGGGGUGAGCGUCCAGGCCUGAUCAAGGAUGGCACAGCCUGGUCUGAGCUUUCGGUCUCAGAGCAGUGAGAAACUCCUCCCUCCCCGUGCUUGCGCCACUCAGAUCCAGAGAUGGGAACCGAAGGAGACAGCUGGAACGGGAGGAGAGGAGAAAGUUGGGGGGGUGGUUUCUGGGUGCAGCAACGCCAUGCUCUUCUGGGCUGCUCCCCCUGCCUCUGGUUAGCACGGCUUCUUAGCACGGUGGGGCAAGAUUAGCAAAAACAAACAAACAAACAAACACAGAAAAACCGAAAUCCCAAACAGCAGCAAAAUCAUCCCAACAAAAACAUGUUGGCUUCUAUCCCCUCAAAGAAAAACAACCAUAGAAAAAGACCCUGUAGAGCUUACAAACAGGGGCUUCCAUGUUGAGGAGACAACAGUAGAGACUGUAAAAUAAUUCCAGAGCCUUUGGGAAAGGACUCGUUACCGACUGCAGCUGGGGAUGCACAGGCCUUGCUGGCCGGCUCUGAGGAUGGCACGAGUUCUGAGUGAGCACGCUGGGAUCAAGGCUUCGGGGGCAAGGCCAGGGCUUCUCAGGGCUUGAACGUGGCAUUGGACCCCAGCUUUGCCCAUCAUGAGAAUCACUUCUGGACUUCAGAGAGCGACUUGCCAUUCCCAGAAUGGGGGGGGAGGGGGUCAAAGGUCAGGGGAAAGGGCAACGACUAGGAAGACAGAGGUCCCUGUAAUGAAGGAUCACAGGACAUGAGCUCCCUUAGUGCUGGUUGGCGGGCAGGGGUUGGGCGUGGGGGAGGAAAAGGAGAGAUGUGAGCAGGGGCAAAGAAAAGUCAGCUCCAGGAAGAGGGGAACAAGACUAGAGGAUUGUGGGGGAUAAGACAGCAGCUUGUGACCCCAUGGGGAAAAGCUGGGCCACAUUUUACCUCUCCCGGUUUUGUGAUCCUAACCCAUAUUUCACCCCCCACACGGUUAUGUCAACUUAAAAGCCAGAGUCCCACGGAUGAUGGGUGGAACCCUGGGCUGGGCUCUACCAGCAAGACCCAGGCUUCGGGUCUGGGGUCAGACAAACCCGGAAACAGGAAAAGUUUGCAACAGUUUUGCAGAACAGAGAUCUAGAGAUUCGAUGGUAAGUCCCCGGCGAGAGAAGAAGCAGGAGGUGACAGGCUGGGCAGGUCUGGGGUGGCUGCACCCCCUGAUGUUUGCACCACGGAGUUUUCCAAGGCGGGAAGUGUUUCUCCUUCUGGCCGGCUGGCAGGCCAGACAUGUGCUCCUGCCUGCUGAGUUCUCAUCCUUGGCUUCAUGGCAAGGCUGAGGAACCAACAGGCAAGGGCAGAAGGCCGCUCACAAGGGGGUGCAGCUCUGCACCCAGCACCCUCGCUCUGGGGAAGGGAGCCAGAGUUGGGGCCAUGGUGUCUCCCGGGAACUCCUGGUGAGAGGGAGGGAGAGCAGAAACCUACAGUCCAGGGGAGAGGGGGAAUUGGGGGACUGAGCAGUGUGGCCCCACUGAUGAGGAUGCAGAAAGGCCAAGGGGAGAGUCAGGGUGGUCUAGGAGGUGCAGGGAGCCCAUGGGAGAGGACCCAUAGGACCAUCCCAGCGACCAGAGUGGGCUCACCCCUCAGGGACCCAGUGCCUCUUACUAGCUGCACUCUGGGGGUCCAGCAGGCCCCUGUGCAAGCCAGAGAGACCACCUGAAGAGGCUGUGUGGCAGCCAGGCCAGAGCUGGCGACCUCCCAGGAGAGAAGAAGGAGGAGGGCUGAAUUCCAGUCCCGCAAGAACCUGGCAUUUGGAAAGGCAGGGUGAUAGGAAGGACAAGUCACAAGAACACACACCCCUGUACUCGUGUCACUCAAGCUGCUUCAGAGGAGAGUGGGAGGGUGGAGGAGGAAAAACACACACACCUCUUUUUAUAUAAGGUUUCAUAUUUAAUUUGGUCAUGAA